AUGCGGCUUUUAUGUCGGAGACCUAAGAAAAUCACUGUUUUAGUUUUACUCGUUAUACUCUUUGUUUGGUCAUUUAUCACAAUUAUUGAGUUUAGUUUUGGACUUACUGUCACUCAUGAUCUCAUUGCACCCACAACAUCUCUUCUCAAAAGUCGAGAGCUGAAAGCAUUUAUCACAUCUGCCUACUACUACCCUACUUCCAAAAGUUUGGGAAACAAUGCAAUCGCUCUUGUCAUGAGUAUAAAUCUUGUGAAAGGUCCAAUCAGUCAAAUGGAAACAGUCCUAGCACCAAAUCCAACGGAACUUGUGAUUAUGGCGAAAAAUGAAACUUCUAGUAUUAUAGUUAGUGCACCGUAUCACAGAGUGACGCCUCAUGAAGUUUGUCAAAUAAUUACAAUUUUCGCUACAGUACAACUACUACCAAAUGUGAAAAGUAUCAGUAUGGUCGGAGAUAAUGGGAUGACUGAGAUUCCAUUCACAAUACCUUCUUAUACAAAACGAGACGUUGUUGUUUGUACAUCUCCAUUAUUCGUUAGCGAGCAAUGGCAGAACUUUUUGUUCGCAGUUCAUAUUUAUAGAAAAUUCGGAGCCCACAUGAACCUGUAUCUCAUCAGUUCUGUCAAUUCAUUCUAUGAACUUAUGAAGGAAUAUGAACGAGAAGAAUCAGCUCGAUUUGUUACAUUUUUGGAUCUGGAUGAUGUUUUGAUACCUAAACUUGCUCCAACUUAUGCUGAGGAGUUUCAAAAAUUGAUGGAGGGAAAGAAGCGAUUGGCUUAUAUCUUCUACCAUAAGGAGAACUAUGAUGCGAUUACAGUUAGAGAUAGCUCAAAAUUCUCACUGAAAAAAAUGUUCAGUAGUUUGGAAUGUAAGCACAAAAGAGAAACCGGAAAAAUUGUGGUCGAUCCUCGGAAUCUGAACUACACUUGGAUACAUUUCCCGCCAAUUCUUCCGAACGGAUUAGAGAAAUACGAAGUCACCGAGAAUGUUAUUACUCAUUUAAAAACAAUAAUUUGGAGCGAUGACCAGGAUCCAAGCAGCAAGAUUCUGAUUGAGCCACCCUACUUUGACAAUUCAUCCGCCACAUUAAUUUCAAGCAAAGCGAUUUUAGAUAUUGAAGAUGACCUUCGAAAGAUGAUGAGGAAACCGAGAAUCAGAAAAAUCUUCCCAAAACUACCAAAUAUUCAUUAUUUUACGGAUCUAGUUGUUAAAUGUUACAACGAUAGAUACUAUAGAUAUCACUAUUCUGGUAGAAUAGGAGAGAUCAAAUGUCCUGGUCCCCAGUUAUGUGGAUUCCAUCAACAUCCGAAAAUCAAGUGUACUCAUGUGAAUGCUACACACAAUUCGAUGGAGAAAUUGAGUCCCAUCACUUAUUAUUAUGCUACAGAUCCUCAUUUUACAGAAGAAAUCGGUUGUUAUUCACAUUAG
This is a messenger RNA of Caenorhabditis remanei, 1425 nucleotides long. RefSeq lists its product as uncharacterized. Bases 1 to 1425 code for a protein of 474 amino acids. NCBI's taxonomy places the organism in Eukaryota, Metazoa, Nematoda, Chromadorea, Rhabditida, Rhabditidae. The record is from RefSeq and is a predicted model, not a curated record. The transcript has 9 exons.